GGUAGCUGUACCACAGAGAACUAUUCGAUAUGAUCUUGUAAUUCGGUAUGAGGCUUCCUAUUAUGGUUUGGCUGACGUACAGAUUUUUGUUCAUCAAUUUGUUGAUGGUCGAGGUGCGGCGUUAUCACUUUCCUAUCAUUUGGUUCCAGAGGAGAAUGUGUUGGUUGUACCACUGGAGAUACAGGUUGCCAGAUCUGAGUUAGAUGUGAACAUCAUUGCGUACACUCAUUACUUUCCUAGUGAAGCAGUCUUUGUUGACUCGGUUUUGUUGAUGCCAGAAGUGCAGGACCUUCUAGAAUUUCAAGCAUUAGAGCCUAUGGACCAAACUGUUUUUCUGGACACUUGCUACCACGUUAGGAGAAGCGUGUUAACAUCAUUUAGUUUUGCAAUUGAUGAGCAAUGUAGAAAACAGACAAUUCUUGUCAAUGCUGCCCUCUUUAAUGGAUCACUCGAUUGUGACUGUAAUGGAGUGGGAACAGUGAAUUAUAGCAGAACGUGUGAGAAACUUGGUGGUCAGUGUUCGUGUGUUCCUAAUGUCAUCACUCAGACAUGUUCAAUGUGUGAACGCAUGUACUUUGGAUUUGACAAUGAUGGCUGUGAAGCUUGUAGUUGUGAUGUCAUUGGGUCAAAGUCAAUUCAAUGCAAUGAAACUGGUUAUUGUGACUGCACUGGCAAUGCAGAAGGGCAGAAAUGUGAUAUGUGCAAAUCAUCUUUUUUCAACUUUAGUAUUGAGAAUCCCGAUGUCUGUGAAGCUUGUUUGUGCAAUGUUACUGGCUCUAAUCUGUUAGCCAGUGGGAAAUGCAAUGCUACAACAGGACAGUGUGUGUGUAAAGAAAAUGUAGAGGGUUUAAAAUGUGCAACUUGCAAGACAAAGUACUUCAGUUUGCAGUUAAACAAUUCUGAAGGCUGUGAAGCUUGCGAUUGCCAUUCCAUCGGAUCUGUCAAUAUGUCUUGUGAUGAUGUGGGUCAGUGUUCAUGCAAGAACAAUGCAAUUGGAUUGAAGUGUGAUGCAUGUGAGGAUGGAUUCUUUAUGGUGGUUUCUGAUGAUGGUAAUGGAUGUCAUCCUUGUGGCUGUUCAUUAUCCACUGCAGUUUCACUGUUGUGCAACAAUGUAUCAGGACAAUUUCUAUUGGUUGCCUUACUCUGA
Messenger RNA from Corticium candelabrum, 1147 nucleotides. Its product is annotated as usherin-like. The transcript is spliced from 9 exons. The record is from RefSeq and is a predicted model, not a curated record. NCBI's taxonomy places the organism in Eukaryota, Metazoa, Porifera, Homoscleromorpha, Homosclerophorida, Plakinidae. Gene Ontology annotation, biological process: animal organ morphogenesis; tissue development. The coding region runs from base 272 to 1147 and encodes 291 amino acids.